This is a messenger RNA of Pseudomyrmex gracilis, 2344 nucleotides long. It is a transcript of the gene Pngl, whose product is annotated as peptide-N(4)-(N-acetyl-beta-glucosaminyl)asparagine amidase. Gene Ontology annotation, molecular function: peptide-N4-(N-acetyl-beta-glucosaminyl)asparagine amidase activity. The transcript has 6 exons. Bases 409 to 2295 code for a protein of 628 amino acids. Gene Ontology annotation, biological process: protein quality control for misfolded or incompletely synthesized proteins; protein deglycosylation; glycoprotein catabolic process. NCBI's taxonomy places the organism in Eukaryota, Metazoa, Arthropoda, Insecta, Hymenoptera, Formicidae. Gene Ontology annotation, cellular component: cytosol; cytoplasm; nucleus. The record is from RefSeq and is a predicted model, not a curated record.
CGAAUUCGAAUUAAAUGCACCUGAGCGCGUCCUCUUUCAGUGCGUGGUAAAAUACCAACACACUGAAAAUAUUUUACCAAAUACACAUUGAAAGAAGACGCACUCGGUGCAUCCAAUCGAAUUCGUCGUAUUGUUCCAGUCGUGUUAUCCAAGAAAGUUUUACUGGACCCUGUUCCGUUAUUACUAUAGGCAGUAUUGAAAAAUCUAUAGGAUACGUCACGUGAACCUAUAAAUUUUCAGUACUGCCAGUAACAACGGAACCAGUGGGUGUUUAACGUCAAACUAUCUAUUUAUCUGUGGAAAGCGGAACAAUGACAAGUGCAAUUUGCAAGCACCUGUCGGUGAUCGCAAACAGAUGAGUCGCGUGUCGUCCCGCAACUUUGCGUUAAACAUUUUGUAAUUUGAAACAUGGGCGAGAGUCUGAGACGUUGCGUGAAGUCUCUGGAGAACGAGAACGAGAACAGUGUGCGCGACGAGGCGCGAACAGCAUUGUUGGACAUUUGUAACAAUUUACUGAGAUCGCCAAAUGAUGAUAAAUCUCGCGAGUUGCGUCUCGACGAUCACGUCGUUGUUGAAAAGCUUCUGCCGGCCGUUGGUGCUAUGGAGUGUUUAUUCGACAUUGGUUACACUGAAGAUGUAACAGGAGAACGCAUAUUCCUACCGCACAAUGCAUCUCUCUCGAGACUUAAGACCUUGUCCAAGUUGUUGUCCGGAUCGGGGAACAAUUCUGUGAUCGAAAACAUAACUCAUAGAAGACCGUUAACGCAAAAUACAUUUUUUAAAAACAUUAUUUGGCACUUCAAUGACAUUUUGCAUUACGAAGACCCAAACUUACAGAGAAAGGCUAGAAGUUUUAUACCUAUUGCAAAGUUAGAAAUUGCAGCAAUGACAAAACUGAGAGAAGUGCAAAAAUCUUUGAAACUAAAUGACGCAACAACAAAGUCUGAUUCCUUGCAACUUGAAACAGAUUUGAUCAUGAAAGAUUUGUUUUUGUUGGAGCUGCUGCACUGGUUCAAGUGUGACUUUUUUAAAUGGGUCAACAGUCCACUGUGUUCAAUAUGUUCUACCGAAUCUGAAUAUGACUCGGAAGAGCCAUCUGCAGAUCCUCGUUGCUCAAGAAUAGAAAUUUAUAGAUGCACAAAGUGCGACGUAGUUAUCGAAUUUCCACGGUAUACGCAUCCAGAACCAUUGCUGACGCUGCAACGCGGUCGUUGCGGCGAAUGGGCUACUGUGUUUACGUUAUUUUGUCGAUCGUUAAAUUACGACGCACGGUUUAUAUGGGAUCAGACGGAUCACGUGUGGACGGAGGUGUGGUCGGUGUCGAACAAGAGAUGGAUUCACGUAGAUUCGUGCGAAGACGUAAUGGACAAGCCACUGAUGUACGAAAAAGGAUGGAAAAAGAAGUUGUCAUAUAUAUUAGCUUUUUCCAAGGAUGAGGUUCAGGACGUUACUUGGCGUUAUACGAGCGAUCAAAAAACUGUAAUGAAGCGACGAACAAUCUGCGCCGAACAGAAUUUGAUACACUUGCUGCGAACGUUGAGCAACCAGCGGCAAAACUCUAUCGGCUAUAGCCGCGCGCGCAAAGAAUACGUUGUCAAACGGAAUUUGCUGGAGCUAGCCGAGAUGUUGUACAUUCCGAAUUCGCGGAACGAAGAUUCCGAUGAAAACUACGAAGGGAGAUUGUCCGGUUCUCUCGCGUGGAGAUUAGCGCGAAAUGAAAUUUCGCAGACCAACGUGAGUAAAAAUCACGUUUGGAACGUUUCCAAGUACGGACAAACUUUCGAACUGCGAUAUAAUAUCGUUAAAGACACGUACCAGGUGGUAAGUAACGCCGAUAUCUUGGAAGAAAAAUCCGGAUGGCUGGAGAGAGUAAAUACCGUGGAGGGAGAGAUCUUUCGCAAAGUGGAGAACGACUGGAAGAUGGUUUACUUGGCGCGGUCUCCGCAUGCGAAAUCCGGACGUAUCAAAUGGACGUUCGAUGUCGCCGAUUCGAAUUUGCGUUUGAAGACGUUCAGUUUGACGGCUAAGUCCGAAGUGUUUCACGGAGCUAGCGUGUCCUCGGAAAUCGAGGCUGUUUUUAACGACAAUAAAGCGAUUGUGAUACCCGUUCCCAAUUGCGGCAAUUUUCGUACGGAAGACGUGAAAGACGCGGUGAGAUUAAAUGUGAUCGUAACGUUGUCCGGCGGGCGAGGCAAAGACGCCUGGCAGCACGCUCAACUCUUUCGCCAGAGUCUGGAAAACACCGAAGAGCAAUCCAUGAUAAUUAGUAUCCAAUUGAAAAAUUGUUGCGCAUGAUAAUUAUUAUUCCAUGUUAAAAUUUCUAUAUUAAAAUUUCAAAAAAACA